This is a messenger RNA of Suillus discolor, 3132 nucleotides long. RefSeq lists its product as uncharacterized. Lineage: Eukaryota; Fungi; Basidiomycota; Agaricomycetes; Boletales; Suillaceae. Bases 1 to 3132 code for a protein of 1043 amino acids. The record is from RefSeq and is a predicted model, not a curated record. The transcript has 14 exons.
AUGUCUUACUAUGCUCCUUUUGCAACUACUCAGCCCUCCUGGAUCGAAGCCAUGAUGGCACAUGUUCAAGCUGAUCAUGUAUCCAAAUUUUCUACAUCUGGCCAUGGCGACGACAUACCGGUUUUCUGGGAACCAGAUUCAUUAUCUUUCACAGACCCUUUCACAACCCACUCACCAACAGAUAGUACCAUCCCCUCCCCAUCCUUGGAAAACUUUUCAACCCUUCCAUCCUCCCUCACUAGUAGUCCCAGCACUCAACCUCUAAGGCAGCUUAGUGGUACUGACGUGUCGCAUGACAUUAAUUCUUCUGUAUCAGCCACUGCUUCCGCCAAUGAGGAGAAGAGGUCUCGUACAUCUCGCACCUGUCAUCGAGGUGCUCCACUUGAGCAGUUGCAGACUCUCAAAUUGAGCAAUGAUAACACAGUGGACGCUCCCAUUGCUCCCAUUGGGCAACCUAAUGAACAGAAAGGAAAAAAAAAAUAUGGUCAGCAAGCCGAGGCCGGUCGUGUUUGUGAGGGAGUCAUACGAGCCCGAGCUCUUCGCACCACCAGUGCUCGUCAGACACAUGAGAGGAAGAUCGAAGAUGUUGACACCGAACCUGAUACCGACCAGGAGAAUUUUGAUAUAUCUCUGAAUCCUGCUCCAGUAGAGACUCAGAAGCGCAUUUGCUGGGAGAAAACAGGUACCGACUGGCAGACGGUCCUCGACAUAGUCAAGUAUGCAGAUGAGAUGGCCACUUUGUUGCCUAAGAAGCAAAAGCAUGCUGCUGAGGCUACGAAAAGCAAUGUCAGCUGGUCACAGUCUGUUGCAAUUUCUCGCAAACAUGAACUUAACGCUAUUAGACAGGGUCGACCUGCGGUUCUCCAGGUUGCUCUUGGGAAAGGACAACAGGACAAUCGCAGACUUGCAAGACAUCGCACAUCCUGUCACUUCUACAAGAGAACUAGUUCUCUCGCAAGCCGGAGGAGACAAGAUCGUGCAAAAGAGGCUGUGAUUUCGAAUUUGGAUCCGAGGCUUUGUGGAACUGGAAUAUCUUCUGUUCGAUAUGUGAGGGACUGCCUGAGUUUCAAACCAAUUGCCUCUCGUAGACUCCUCAGGCCAGUGUCUAUGACUCGUGAGUCAUGUAGUAGCUUGAGUGUCGCAGAAUCGCAACACCAUCUCGAUGCGGAGAACCAACAAGAUAGUAACAGAAUUGCUAUGGAGAUGGAUGGUGAUUCAGGAAACAUGGGGGAAUAUACUCAUUCAGAAGAACCUGCACCUUCAAGGGGACGAAUUCCGAGACCUCUCAAUGAUAUAGAGCCUUCGCAUGAUGAUCUUAAUCAUUCCGACAAUACUGGUAUUCUAUCAGCUCAAGUAGCUUCACUGCCUGCCCGAUCCAGAAUUCAAUGUGUUCUUUUAACCCUAAGAGACACCCUCCAGACACCCUUCAGCUCAUUAGGACUCUGUCGACUGUACCCUCGUCGACCUUCCUUCGAGCCAGAUCGGUUUAUUCCAUCCUCGCUACUCGCAAAAACUUCUCCGAUAGUUGUCGAAGAAGCCAACUCUGCACCGACCGUCUUUGUGCCACCUUACCCAUUUCCUAACAUGACGAUAUACCGACUCAUGUCCUGGGUAAAUUCCGGUAGUCAUUUGAUAUCUGAAAAUAAAGUCUCGCACCUUGUCAGAGAUGUAAUCAUGGCAGAAGAUUUCGACUGCGAGCAUCUGGAGAACUUCUUGGUGAGGUGGAGCUUACAAGAAUUGGACAAGGAUGAGAAAGGGAGAAAGAUUACUUUUCCGGACGACUGGCUUGAGACCAGUGUUACCAUCGACAUUCCAACAAAGUUGAAGGAGGACAGUCCCCAGCCUUAUACUAUUCAUGGUUUCCAUUAUCGCCCCCUUGUCGAAGUCAUAUGCGCGGCAUUCGCAGACAUUCAAGCAAGGAACGACCUUUUUGAUGAGCUCUAUACCUCUGACGCAUGGAUGGAAGCUCAGGACAGUCUUCAGAGGCUUCUGAAAGAGCCCGGAUGCUCACUGGAACAUGUUAUUGCAGGGACUGCGAAAGCUUGGCCACUAUACAUGUAUUUCGGAAAUCUGACGAAAUAUGCACGAUCGUCACCCCAAUCGGGAGCAUGUCACCUGGUAGGGUUUUUACCUUUGCUUCCUGACAGUGUGAAGGAUGUUAUGUCUUGCCUAUCUGGUAUAUCGAAAACCGGCAUGGCGUCCCUUCAUGCUCACUGCCGCAGGCAGCUAUUUCAUUCAUGCUGGGAAAUCUUGUUGGACGAUGACUUUCUUUCCGCAUAUCGCCAUGGUAUUGUUCUGAAGUGUGCCGACAGAGUAGCGCGGAGGAUCUUUCCCCGGAUUUUCACCUAUUCUGCCGACUAUCCUGAAAAGGUUUUAAUCGCUACUAUUAAGGACAUGGGCUUGUGUCCGUGCCCUCGCUGUCUCACACCCAAACAAAUGUUUAGUCAUCUCGGACUCGUAAGGGAUAUGAAGAGCCAUUUAAUCAACCUUCGAGUGUACGCUAUGUCAAAGGUUAUUCAGGCCUGUGAUUUUAUCUACAGAUGCGGAAACACUGUAGAUGGUGCAAAGGUAGAACAUACCCUCGGAGAAGGUUCAUGGGUGCCUGUUCUUAAUCAAUUUGUCGCGAAGCUUGGACCUUUCGGCCUCAAUCCAUUUCGGAUGCUUGUCAUCGACUUCAUGCACGAGUGUGAAUUAGGUACCUGGAAGGGAGUAUUCACGCAUCUUAUUAGGCUUCUUUAUGCCCUUCCUCGGGGUAGUGAGCUUGUCGCGAGACUUGACAGCAGGUUUCGACAAGUGCCAACUUUCGGUAACAGCGUCAUUCGCAGGUUUUCAAAUAAUACAUCUGAGAUGAAAAGAUUAGCAGCGUGUGAUUUUGAAGACAUUUUACAGUGUGCCAUUCCUGUCUUUGAGGGAUUGUUUCCUACCGGUCACGAUGCAGUUGUGCAAUCACUGUUGUAUCGAUUCGCGCAGUGGCAUGCCCUCGCAAAACUCAGGCUUCACUCGGAGUCUACGGCCAAAUUUCUUGAAGAAACAUUCAAGCAGCUAUCGAAGAAGUUACGGAAAUUUCGAAACUCUACUUGUGCUGCGUUCAACACUCUGGAAUUGCCCAAAGACAAAGCGGCUCGCCAAUGA